Pangasianodon hypophthalmus (striped catfish) is the source of this 2737-nucleotide messenger RNA. RefSeq names its product heat shock protein 9 (gene hspa9). Gene Ontology annotation, cellular component: mitochondrion; cytoplasm. Bases 163 to 2199 code for a protein of 678 amino acids. Gene Ontology annotation, molecular function: misfolded protein binding; heat shock protein binding; ATP binding. The record is from RefSeq and is a predicted model, not a curated record. Gene Ontology annotation, biological process: cellular response to unfolded protein; protein refolding. Lineage: Eukaryota; Metazoa; Chordata; Actinopteri; Siluriformes; Pangasiidae. The transcript has 17 exons.
GUGGUGUAAAAGAUAGUUCCAGAAGCAUACCGUCGGCAAGGUGGACGUCAUCUACUCGUAGUGACCGUGAGGAUUACUAGAACUCAUUUAGGAGAAAUUAUUUGUAACUGCUUGCUUGGUUCAGUAAUAGUAUACCACACCCGUGUUUAUAAAUUAAGGAAAAUGUUAAACGUAGCAAAAACAGUUUCACGAAACCUUUCUCCAAGCUGCGUCCGAGGUGUACCCUCUUUUGUGAAAAAGGCUUGCUGGAAUAGGUUGACGGAAUAUGCCAUUCAGACUGCAUCCAGACGUGAAUAUGCUUCAGAAGCAAUCAAAGGAGCAGUGAUUGGAAUUGACCUGGGGACCACAAAUUCUUGUGUGGCUGUCAUGGAUGGUAAACAAGCAAAGGUGCUUGAAAAUGCAGAAGGUGCAAGGACAACUCCAUCAGUUGUAGCCUUCACAGCUGAAGGGGAGAGACUGGUGGGUAUGCCAGCCAAAAGGCAAGCUGUGACUAAUCCAAACAACACACUCUACGCAACCAAGCGCCUGAUUGGGAGACGCUUUGAUGACCGAGAAGUACAGAAAGAUUUAAAGAAUGUUCCAUAUAAGAUAGUACGUGCAUCCAAUGGAGAUGCCUGGAUAGAGGCCCAUGGAAAGCUGUACUCCCCUAGCCAGGCUGGGGCCUUUAUUCUGAUGAAGAUGAAAGAGACUGCAGAGAAUUAUUUGGGCCAUACAGUGAAGAAUGCUGUUGUGACUGUACCAGCCUAUUUUAAUGAUUCUCAGAGACAGGCAACCAAAGAUGCUGGCCAGAUUGCAGGUCUAAAUGUGCUCAGAGUAAUCAAUGAACCUACAGCAGCUGCUCUGGCAUAUGGACUUGAUAAGACUCAGGACAAGGUUAUUGCAGUGUAUGAUCUCGGAGGAGGCACAUUCGAUAUCUCAGUCUUGGAGAUCCAGAAAGGAGUUUUUGAAGUGAAAUCUACCAAUGGUGACACAUUCUUAGGUGGUGAAGAUUUCGAUCAGUAUCUGCUAAAUCAUAUAGUGAAAGAGUUCAAGAGAGAGUCAGGUGUGGAUCUAACCAAAGACAACAUGGCAUUGCAGAGAUUGAGAGAGGCAGCUGAGAAGGCCAAAUGUGAACUUUCUUCUUCUCUGCAGACUGACAUCAACCUGCCUUACCUAACGAUGGACAGCUCUGGUCCCAAACACUUGAACAUGAAGCUUACCCGUGCCCAGUUUGAGGGAAUUGUGGGAGAUCUAAUUAAAAGGACUGUGGCCCCAUGUCAGAAGGCCAUGCAAGAUGCUGAUGUUUCUAAGAGUGACAUUGGAGAAGUCCUGCUGGUUGGAGGAAUGACUCGUAUGCCAAAGGUUCAGCAAACAGUACAGGAUCUGUUUGGCAGGGCCCCUAGUAAAUCUGUUAACCCAGAUGAAGCUGUGGCUAUUGGGGCAGCCAUCCAAGGGGGUGUAUUGGCUGGAGACGUGACAGAUGUGCUCCUGCUGGAUGUCACUCCCCUCUCUUUGGGAAUUGAGACUCUGGGAGGAGUGUUCACCAAACUUAUAAACCGCAAUACAACCAUUCCCACCAAAAAAAGCCAGGUGUUUUCUACUGCUGCUGAUGGGCAAACACAAGUAGAAAUUAAAGUUUGCCAAGGUGAGCGUGAAAUGGCAGUGGAUAAUAAGCUCCUUGGACAGUUCACACUGGUUGGCAUCCCUCCUGCUCCACGUGGUGUCCCACAGAUUGAAGUUACCUUUGAUAUUGAUGCCAAUGGAAUUGUACACGUUUCUGCUAAAGACAAAGGCACUGGACGUGAACAGCAAAUUGUCAUCCAGUCCUCUGGUGGUCUCAGUAAAGAUGACAUUGAGAACAUGAUUAAAAAUGCUGAAAAGUAUGCAGAGGAGGACAGAAAGAGGAAGGAUCGUGUUGAGGCUGUUAAUAUGGCUGAAGGCAUUGUCCAUGAUACUGAGUCAAAGAUGGAGGAAUUUAAGGACCAGCUACCCACUGAGGAGUGCAAGAAGCUUCAGGAUGAGAUCACUAAAGUGAGAGAUCUACUUUCACGAAAGGACCUUGAGACUGGUGAAAACAUCAAACAGGCUGCCACAGGUCUACAGCAAGCAUCUCUGAAGCUCUUUGAGAUGGCUUAUAAGAAGAUGGCAUCAGAGAGAGAAGGCAGCACAGGCAGUUCAAGCGGAAUGGAGACAGGAGAGAAAAAGGAGGGACAACAGUAGGGCCACCAAAGUGAAGGUUAUCCUGGGACUGAAAUACUUGGAAAUGUAAACAGUCUUGAACAAGACUGACAUCUUAGUCUCCAUUUAUUCUUACAUACUGCUUUAUCACAGUAUCAUACAUUUGUUAUUGUAUUACCAUCCUUCUGAAAUUAAUUUCAUAUGUGUCCUUUUCAAGUUACAAUGAUCUAAUUAUUGUUAUUGUAAUUUUUCUGCAGUCUGUUACUGCUUUUGUGACCUUUAUAUUAAAAUUUGUAAAUGAAUGUUUUCCCCCUCAUUCGCAUCAAAGUGUACGUAGGAGUGCUUUUUUUGUUUUUUUUUUUUUUUUUUUUGUUUUUUUUUUUUUAAAUAAAGGAUUUAUCCAUGAGGUGAAAUUAAGGAGUCCUGUUUUCUGGGUUUUUUCCCAUUUUUGAAUUGGUGCCAUCUGAAUGAAAACUCUAUUAAAUGUAUGAAAACUAAAUGCACUCUUACAAAUUAGGCACUUCCUAUGUUGCCAAUUCAACUCAAGCAUAAGAUAAAAUAAAAACAAAAUAUGCUCUGA